Molecule: messenger RNA, 672 nt
Organism: Nicotiana tabacum (common tobacco)
Lineage: Eukaryota; Viridiplantae; Streptophyta; Magnoliopsida; Solanales; Solanaceae
Source: RefSeq, a predicted model, not a curated record
AUGGCUGGAGACAAGGAAACUCAAAGUACAGCUGGUAAUUUGGAUUCGACUAACCCAGUGUACAUGCACCCAUCGGAGAGUGCCGGAACGACGCUAGUGCCUGUUGUUUUUGACGGAACUGGAUACAGAUCCUGGAGAAGAGGAGUCCUUAGGGCUUUUUCAGUAAAGAACAAAGUUGGAUUCAUCACAGGAAAGUGUAAGAAGCCUAACACUGAUGAAGCGACCUACGAUCAAUGGGCUCGUUGCAAUGAUAUGGUUACAUCGUGGAUUUUGAAUUCACUCUCAAAGGAUCUAGCUGAUAGUCUACAAUAUGUCAACGACGCUAAGGAGUUAUGGCAAGAGUUAGAAGACAGAUAUGAUCAGACUAAUGGAGUGAAAUUUUAUCAACUGCAAAAGGAAAUUAGUGACCUUAGUCAAGGGGCUUUGGACAUCACAGGGUAUUACACGAAAAUAAAACGACUUUGGGAGGAAUUGAACACCUUGAAUGCACAUGCACAAUGCAAUUGCCAAUGUACUUGUGGUGCAAAGGCAAAUAUGCAUAAAGCUGAGCAGGAUCGAAGACUAAUUCAGUUCCUAAUGGGCCUAAAUAAAGUUUAUACAGUUGUGAGAGGUAGUAUAUUGAUGAUGAAUCCAUUGCCCAGCAUAGCUCAGGCUUUCUCUAUCCUUAUCUAG